This is a messenger RNA of Sycon ciliatum, 17611 nucleotides long. Its product is annotated as E3 ubiquitin-protein ligase UBR4-like. The coding region runs from base 109 to 16854 and encodes 5581 amino acids. Gene Ontology annotation, molecular function: protein binding; zinc ion binding. The record is from RefSeq and is a predicted model, not a curated record. NCBI's taxonomy places the organism in Eukaryota, Metazoa, Porifera, Calcarea, Leucosolenida, Sycettidae. The transcript has 132 exons.
CAGACAAAAAUCGAUAAGUUAGCUCAGGCGUCAAACUAGAAGAAUGUUCAUGAAGACAGCGGGGUUUCCUUGUUGCGCUAUGUAGGCAGUCAGACUUGGCCAUAAACCAUGUCUGCCACAGACUGGCUGCGCUGCAAGGAGCUACUGGUGGGGAAAGAAGUUUCUCCGUCUAGAGUGGCUGUUGUGUGCGAAGAAGUCGCGAAAUGUGUUGGGAUUCCAAUCCCAGAAAUUGUAAAAGCGGAUCCUGCGUCUCAUUUAGUAUUGGCUCUGCUUGGCCAUCACCUUGUUGAGACAGGAGGAGAUUUGGAGAAUGCCCAAUACGCAGUGGCUGCAGCUGAGAUUGUGUUGGGAGUUCUGCUGUCUCAGAUAGUUGCCGACACCAGAGACCAGUUGACCAAGCACCAGCUUGUUCGCAUUAUCGCUGGCCUUUGUGCGGGACACGAAAAUGGAGAUCCAUGCUUGCCGCCAGGCGAGCUCAUGGCUGUCAACGCAGUGCUGCACCUGUCCGGUGGAGCCAAACGUGUCUCGCCAUCAGAUGUGCCCUACUCCCAACUGAAAGCACGUAAAACUAGUGCCAGUGCAGCAGAUGACAGCACUUCUGACACGAAGACUGAUGAGGAAGAUGAUGGCAGCUUUGAUGACGAUGAAGAAGAUGACGAGGAAGAGGAUGACAGCAGCUCGGCUGAGGAUGUGUCAAAAGAAGUCAGCAGCGAGGGCAAGAAGCCUGCAGAAUCUAGAGAUGCAUCUGCAUCGCCCGUGGAAAAGGUGAGUUCCGAUGACAAUCUCGACCAUCGAACAAUGUCGGAUUUGGCAGCGUUCCUUCUUGAUAACACUGGGGUGGAUAAACCUGAAAGUCCUUCUGUGGACUACCCUCCACCUCUACCGGCCAAGCCGUUUGACUUACGUGCUGAAUGCGUCAAUGUGCUGCGCAAGUUGAAUGGAGUGCCACAGCUUUUGGAGACAGCGCUGGCGUCUGCAAGUUUGGCGAAGUGCAUUUCUGCUCCUCACGACCUCUCGCCAACUCUUAUUUCUUCCAGUGUCUCGGAUGCUCUUUUCUUGCAAACUGGCCUCACCCUGGCUGGUCUUGUGCCACUCACUGAUGCGAGCGGCAAGUUGUUAAAGGGCUGCGCUGACUUUGUGCUCCGCUGUUUCGACUCUCUCGUGGCCCAUCAGCACGCACUGCACUGCAAAUCUUCUAGUGACGCAGCAGAGGAGGGCGACCGUCCCCCGAGUACCUUUGACGGCAGCAAACUCGCCCGUCUGCUCGGCCACUUGAAUCAAGUGUUCAAGACUCUUAGUUCUUCCCUGGAAAAGCGGAGCAAAGACAUGCCCUCUGGUCAAGACUUGAACCUGCAGCUGUCCAUUCAACUAGCAUGUGGUCUAGUAUCCACUGCCAGCCAUGUGGCUAUCUGCAAGCACGCAGUUGAAGAUCCUUUCAGGUGUGUGGCAGCAUGCAAAUUUGCAAUCAAUGUGGCAGACACACAGAUCAAGGUCAUUACGAACUCUUGGAACAAAUGGAUCAACAGCACCAUGUUGAAACUUGCUCUGUCUGGUGAGUCUGAUGGCAACUCCAGCUCGGAGAGAGUGAAUGCCGGUGUUGCAGCACUCAUCGAGGGCAGGCUAUUGCACAGCCUGGUCUCUGUGAUCACCGUCAACUGCUUGAAGGCUACACGCAUUACCAGCUUACUGAUCACAGCCAGUGGACCACCAACAGCAAGCUUUGGUCGGCCACGCUCAUCGGCCCUGCUUCGGCGUAGCAAAAGUGUUGGUGACAGUGGAAGUAAGGCCCGCAGCGAGGGCAUUGCUUCUUUCUUCAAAACGGUCUCCCCUCCUCUUCCCGCGCGUGCUGCUGCUGCUGCACCUGACAUGACCUCGUCGUCUGAUGAUGAAGAGAAGCUGUUCCUGGAUGAGCUUAUGAUGACGAUGCCGGAUGAAGACCUGCCGAGUUCUGCGAAAGAGAGUAUUCCACCUGUGCAGACUGCCAAAGACGUUGUCACAGAGGUGUUGGACGUCGCUGGUCAAGGCUUGUCCUUGUUACGUACAAUUCUGAUGUGCAACAAUGCCAGCGUAACGGCGGCUAUCAAGCAGAAUUUGGCAGCCUGGCAGGUGUUGUCUCUUGGAGAAUUGCUGAGCGAAAUGGAGAUCAUUGGAAUGCUGUCUGGAAAAGAGGUCACAAUUGUCCACGAGCACCUGCUGCCACAGUUCUCUUCAUUUGUCUCUCGCCUGCUUGGAAUCACCCAGGCAUUGCUGCGACAACAACAUUUGGCUGAGAAUCAACAGGUUGCUCUGUUGGCAUCGCUUGGGUUUUCUUUGCUGGAGAAUGGCUCGUGGGCAUUACGCUGCAGUACUCAACGUGUGUCCGUCAUGGCCCAUGUGUUGGUAUUUGACCAAGAGCGUGGAGGCACUCUAGCCAACAGAGCAUUGCACAGAUUUGUGGAGGCGUUGUCGAGGGAGCUGUCUGAUAGCUCACCAGCACCACUGGGAGCUACAGAUGUUGGAGUGGCCCAUUUCCAGCUCAUGCUAACCUUGUUGAAUGGCUUGCCCCUGGCCACCCGUCAGCAAAUCCUCAAAGACCUGGUCCGAAUCCUCGUGGACUGCAGCAAGCGACAGGACCUCUGUCAACGGCCCCCUCUCAUCUUGAUGAGGGUCUUGCAGUUUGUAGAGUACUUGCUCUACCAUUUUGCGUAUAUGCCGAAAGAUUUGGCAGAGAAGGUGAAACACAACUUGUUCCGGACAUCUGAUUUUUCCACACUGAAGCACUACCCAUCCGCCGACUUCUCGCACGUUGCUUUUGAGAACGACAAGAGCAUUGAUCCUGGUGGAGCACAGCCUCAUCUACGCCUCCUGAUUGACAUGGUGCCACGGUUUUAUGGCCUUCGCCCAGAAGGCCCUCGAAGUCAAACAGAAUCAAGUGCACAAGCGGUGGCGUUUUUGCGUAGCCUGUGUGACGAGGGCUACAGCUAUGGAGACUUUUAUCGCAGCUUGGUGUCACUCUUGGCCGCUGGAAGCUUGUGUGGUGUGUCCGUGGAUGACGACCAGCAGCCAUCGUAUCAGAACCAAGUGCCACUGGCAGCAACCUCUGUUCGUAGUGCUGUGCGUUACACAUGGUCGAUGCUGUGCACUCUUCCAAUUCCCUGCUCUGCACUGGCUAACGCUGCUAAUAUGACGAGCUUGGAUGUGGCUGGCAUCACACCGGACUCGGCGCUGUCAUUGCAGGCAAUGCUUUACUUGACCAAGGUGAUCUUCUCUAGUUUUGUUGCUAUUCAACUGCGGGCUCUUACAUCCGACGAGAAGCAAGAGAAGUUUUCAGCAUUAGCGCAAGAGAGUAGCGGCAUGCAUGCCGACAUGGAUAUCUGCUUGUCCAUUGUGGUGAUGGCUCAAGAAGAAGUGGCUUCUGGUCAAAAGGGUACCGCCUUGGCCUUUGCUGGAUUCGAAGGGUGUCUAAAGCUACUUGGUGAGCUAGACAGCGAGAGUGUUCCUGCUCCACUGCUGCUGCUUGCACUGGGCAUCAGCACGUGGCAAACACGAUAUGGCAUCGACAGCUGGAUUGAUCACGUGCAAGCUGAGACUGACAGUAGCUUGGCUGACGCGGAGCAAUCAGCCGUGGAUACGCUUUGCCAGAAGUCCAUCAUUCUGGCGACGCGUGCGCUGCCCGUUGCUACUGCACAUGCCAGGAAAUUCAUUGUCCAAUCUGCCAAAUGCUGCUCAGCCAAUCAGCUUCCACCUCCGCUGCCAAGAGGAAGAGGAGGCAACAGUGAAUCUGGUGCCACGCGCACUGGAACUGCAUCAUCAUCACAGCAGCAAGCCCGGACCGCGGGCACUGCAUCUAGUAGCACUACUGCUUCCGCUGGUGGUGGUGCUGCUGCUGCUGCACUACCAUCCACCCCGACGAAUCCUCUGCCCUCGGGUGGUGCUGACACGGUGGAGCGAGGCAAACUCUCCCACAUCAUUGCCCACGCCAGGAAUCUGACUGGUGCGCUCAGUGGCAUGGCUAGUGCUCUUGAGGCUCUUUCAACAUCACCUGCCACUUCCUCUGCUGCAAUGGAUAUCCUUGAUGAAUUGGAUUCGUUCAGAGCCAGUAUCACUGGCAGUGGCGGUGGCGCACCACAGCAGGCGGACGAUUCUUCGCCCAAGGUACGCGAGGAGCCACAGGCACAGACACCGGCCGCUCCCGUCCCUCCGUGCUCUGAUGAGCUCCUGGCAGCUUACGAUCAAGUCCUGCAGCUUGGCAUCGUCUCAACAAAAGGACAGUUCGUCAGCUAUCCACUGGUUCUAGCUACCCCGAACUGGCUGCAGGCGUCUCUGUCGAAUUGGAAAGGCAUGUCCAUGAGCAAAUACCCUGCAACUGCUGAUGCUGAGGGAGGUGAUGAGCUUAAGAGCUUGAAUGAAUAUGUUGCAGCCCAUCUCUCGUCUAUGACAGGUGCGUCCCAACGCUUCGACGUGUGUGCUGCCGUCCGCCACACAAUACAGGGUUUGCUGGACUUCUGCAGUUCUAUUCGCAACUUUGUGGAGGAUGGAGAGUCAAUCCGCUCGCUUCUCAUCAAUUCUGUCGUGCCGUGCUUGCUGGAUGCUACUUGUCAGCCACUUGCAACCUGUUUCGCCCUAUUGGAAGGUGUACUGGGAUCCAGCACCUCUGCAGAGUUCAGGGACCAUGUGUGCCAGUAUACUGUCUCCAUGUACUUUGAUCUCAUCAUGAGACAGAAGACUGCCACCUCCUGUUUGCCAGAGAAGCUAUCUUCAGCAUUGUUCGCUGUACCGGUGUCCAUGUUGGAGUCGGACGAAAUUCGUUUCAUCGAAACUCAUUUCAGCGGAGAGGGAGACCUAUUGGAUUUGCUGAUGCUGUCGUCUCUGGCACACAUCGAUGGCUCAUUUACCUGCAGAUUGCUGUCUUUCUUCACCAAGUAUUGUGCUCAAAAAGCCAAGGCAAAACCCGUCAGCCAGUUGACUACACAGCUUUCUAGGCUACCGGAGCUGAAGGAGACAGAUCUGGUUAGCUGGAUUCGCCGUCUCAUCAUCAGUCUCCAGACGGACGACUUCCACAGCCCACGUGAUGCGUUCCUGGAUUUAAUCCUGGAGUUGAUUGCUAGCAGUGCUGUCAACGAUUCCUCCUACCUUGCAAUACUGAAAGCUCUCAUUCCGAUUGGUACUGAGCUGCUGAACAGUAACCUGAAUAUCAGCUUCUCGCUGUUCGUUCACUGUGCGUCAUCGCUUGCAGACGCGUGUAAGGAGAAUGGGCACAUUCUCCUUUGCACCGCUGCUGCAGAAUGGCUCUCAAUUGGUGAGGCUGUCCUUCUCAAUGAAAUGAAGGACGUGGACGGUGAAGACGAUGUGGUAAUCCUCAGUCAUCCCAUGCUAGAUUCUGUCACUCAGCUAAUGCGCUAUCUAUCCAACCUUUCAGCAGCUAUCAAGGUGGCAUCUGGAAAAUAUCAGAGCGACACGACCUCGGACGCUGAGCCUGGCUUGCAGGACAUUGAUGGCGACUGGGCUGAUGACAUACCAGAGGACGAUGAAAGUGAUGUUGAGUCCGAGGAUGAGUCCCUGAACAAGCUGUGCACGUUCACGACCACUCAGCGAGAGUACUCCAAACAGCAUUGGUAUCACUGCUUCACGUGUAACUUUGUCGGACACAUCGGCAUUUGUGUGACGUGUGCGCGUGUCUGCCACAAGGACCAUGAUACUGUCUACGCAAAGUAUGGAUCAUUCUUCUGUGACUGUGGAGCAAAGCAGGAUGGCUGCAAGGCUCUCUCCAAGCGCAGCAAUGACAAUGCUGACGGUGACAGCACCAGGUCCGCGUUCGACACUGGAGACGCAGUGACCGGCGGUCCGCAGCAAGAGUCGUCCACAAGGAGUGCCAGCCGUACGGUGGCUCAACGAUCCGCGCCUUCUCAGACGGCGGCCUCCCACGCGCCAGGUGCACCAACGCCUCGCAUUCUGACCAUGGUGGAAAGCAUCGAGGGCUGCAAGAAACAGCUCAUCAAGCUGAUGGACGAGCAUAAUACACCGCAGACGGUCCUGCAUCUUGUACAGACCUUGCUACCCCGCUGUGUGGCACAGGGACAGAGUAUCUUGUCACAGCAUGGCAGAUCAUUAGCCUGCAAGGCUGUUGAGCAAUUGCACAAUAGCCCGAAGGCAACCAACACCAGUGAAAGCCUUGUGAUUGGUACUGCUGGGUCGACGGAAGGAUUGUUUGAUAAUGUUCGUGUGCAAGUUAAUGGUGAACAGGGGAAUGUGAUUCGACAGCUCCUCAGCUCCUGUACAAUCAAGCGUUCGGCAAUGUGCGCCGUCGUUUCCCUGCGCAAUAAGAAGCAGCAUGUGGCUGUCAACCCUGACAAGGGAAAGAUCACCAUUCUCCAAGUGUCCGGACUCUUGCGGCAGUUUGAUAAUCAGCGCAGGAAGACACCUGCUUCAGGGGAAUCCGGAUCCCAGACUGAGUCGAAAAGGCGCAAGGUUACUACGCGCAUGACGUCCACAAGCGUGCCAUUCACAGUUUUGUCUCUGACCAGUAACCCUGUCAAUGAUGAGUAUGUGGCCGUCUGUGGACACAGGGACCUGCACGUCCUUGCUUUCGCCCCGUCUUCGCCAGGCACUGUGCAGCAGCACAUCUCGCUUCAUCCUGCCGUCGAGGGUAACAAUUGUAUUAUCAAGGCAUUGUGGAUUCCAGGAUCACAGACGCAGCUGGCUGUCAUCACGUCUGACUUCAUCAAGAUUUGGGAUUUGGGCGUAGACGUGCUCAGCCCCAUCUACAACUUCAUGCUGCCGAGUGGCAAGAUUAUCGACGCUACAGUCAGCGUGGUGCCACAGACCCGCUCCUCGCCUGCCCAGCAGCUGUUUGCUGUGAUGAGCAGCUCUGGCUUUGUGUACAUGCAGCCCAUCGAGGAUGCUUGCCGGGCCACUUUCGGACCGUUCUACAUGACAAAUGCUCUGACAAUUGAGUCAGCUGACCUUCCGCUUGGCUCUGGAAACAUCGCUGGUGGUGGAGUCUCUAUCUACUACUCACAUUGCCUGCAGCUGCUUUUCCUCAGUUUCCAGAAUGGUAAAACGUUUGCUGCACGCUUAGAGAAAGACCACCUGAGUGUUGCCAAGUGGUUCCAAAUCCCACAGAAAAGUGGCCGGUCGACUAUUCCUGCGCUGUACCAGUGGCUUGAGGUUGCUGGUCACCCAGGCUUAGUGUGUGCACUGACUGUCAGCAAUAACACACCUAUUGUGAUCAUGGUAGAGCCGGAGAAGAUUGUCCUCUGUGAAACGAAGCAGCUGGCCUCGAAGAGCAAGGUUCAAGGCAUUAUUGGAAUUCGACACAACGCAUCUGGCAAUGAAUAUCGCACUGCACUGAUUGUUCUCUGCGAGGAUGGAGCUCUCCGCUUGUUUGGCGUCGACCCUGGCCCAACUGAGUUCUGGACACAGCCAGCCUUCCACGUGGCCAGUCCACUUGCGUCUCUUUCGCCGGCUCGCCAUCAGAAGCCGACGAAGUCUGGCAAAUCCUUCGCAAGUUCAGCACAGCCUGUGGACUAUCUGGAGAAUCUGACAGUUAUGAAUGAUGUUGAGUUUGGAGGCAACGAUAUCCUUCAAGUAUACAGCCCCCAGCAGGCCAAACAGCGCCUUACUGUGGCCUCGCAGUAUUUGGCCUCCACUAAGUCAUCUGGUUUCACUAUCGACGUGACGAACACGAACAGCUCCAUGGUCAUGUGUGGCUGCCGUUUGCAAUUGGGUGGACAGUAUAGUAGUGAUCGCAGUACACCUACGUACGCUACCGUGCUUGACAAGACUAUCACAACGACACCUGGAGCUCGCUUGCGUUGGUAUGACAUACUGUUCUCCCGAGAGGAUGCCGUGCAAGCACAGAAGAAGUUCACUGUGACCAUCGGGCCCAGUACGGAUCCCAAUGGAAUCACCAUGGUUCAUUCGAUACGAGUUUUUGGGAAGUCAAAAGACUAUCUCAGCUGGAUGGAUGAUGUGGAGGACACUUCUGGUGGCGCCGGUUCUCUUGCUCCGAAUGAUGGUGAUCUGAUCGGUGAGCAGCAGCACCAAAACGCAUUGUCUUCUACUCCAUCCUGCGUACCAAUCACAACUGCUAGCAGAUUCUUGGCAAGUUCACUGGAGGUUCUCGAGAGCUAUUUUGCUACGGUUCAGUCGCUAGGUGCGCAGGAGAACAUGCUUGGUGUGGCGCUUACGACUGCCACUUCUCUACUGGUAGCGCCAAUGCCACCUCCUGUGACGGCACAGACGCACUGCCUCCUUGCUGCUCUGCAUCCAACUCGUCAAGCAUUCCACGUGCACAAGGAUCAAGCCCAGCUGGCGCACGUGGCACGCUGUUUGCAGUCCAUUGCCAAGCGCGAUGCCAGCAAUGACGCUGUGGUUGAGGUUGAUGCCAAAGAGGACAAUGUACUGCUGGAUGUUUCCACGUUUGAGCAUCUACUGGCAGUAGCACGGACUGUAGCUGUUGCGCGCCCCACCAAUCUGUUCCAGUUUGCUCAUAGUCCAGCGUGCCACCGAGCUCUCGGUCUCCUUCGGCCCGGCGAGGAUCACGUGUCUGACUCAUCAGGUGGUCAAAACAGCGUGGACGGCGAGGUGAAAGAGCCUGUGUUCAUCCGCUACAUAAUGACGGCGUUUUGGGAGCUGCUCGAGUCGCAGCCAAUCAACUACUCCGUUCUGCCUGUGUGGCAUUCAGGAAUGCGCAAUGUGGAAUCAGUUGUUACAGCUCUGGUGCAGAUCUUGCUGUGCUUCAUCAGCAGCGACCGUUCGCUUGCGCCGUGUUUGACUACGCAUCUUGUCAACAUGCUCAUAACCGAAAACACGACUGUUGGCUUCGCGUGCCGUCGUGCUAUAGUGAUGGCACUGAGCCCCACUGUGAAGCGCAAGGCCAGUGUACCUGCUUCCAGCACUCCUGCCGCUGGUCGCGAAUCUGCAUCCGCCGCAUCUGAACGUACAUCAGGCACUCCAGCCAUGUCCUCAUCACUGCAGCGACGCCAGGCUAGUGAAACUCCGCCGCCUAGUGACAACUCUGGUGCGAGUGGCGGCAGUAGUGCCAGUGCCAUUGCAGGCAUUGGACGUGGACGCGGAGGCUCUAGGCGGUCAGGAAUGCGUGGCAGGCUUCACAGUAUCUUGGGUGGUGGCGAUCGCGCUGGCCACUUGCUGGCUGCACUGUCAUCUAGCAACGCUGGUGUUCUACCAGCUGGGCUGCAGGACUUGUCCUCCAUUGACGCUGCAUCUCUUAUGGAAAUGCUGGAUGACGAGUCUGUUUCUCUGCUGCCGGCUGAUGGUGGCAGUGCUGGUAGCGGCAGUGGUCGGAGUUCUGGUGGCAGAGGGUCAAUGGCAGCUCAGAUUGAUGCUCUCCUUGGCGGUGACUCUGUUCAGCAAGAGGACAUCAAUGCUCUUGCUGAUCUUGUUGCUGAAGAUGAUUCCAUGAUGGAGAUGGCUCUGGCACUCAGCCUUCAGGAUGGUGGUGCCGAUUCCUCUCCUGCUCCUGGUGCUAGCAACAGUGCGAGUGCUGCCAGUGCAGGCAUCGGCCGCGGUCGUUCUUUGCUUUCCUCCUCCUCCGCCUCCCGUUCACUUAUCCAGCAGGCAUUACAAACCGGUAACUUGGACCAGCUCUCACAGUUGGCUCAGGUGGCUGGCUUGGAUGUGCACUCCUUUGCGCAAACUUUGGCGCAACACUCGGUCAGUGCCGAAAUGAACAUGGAAGCAGACUCCCAUGCAAGCCAAGAUGUCGAAGUCGGCUCUCUGGGCAGCACUGCAGCAAUGCAUCAACUUGUGUCUGACCAUGGCAGUAGCCAUGCCGCUGAGGUUGCCAGCACGGCUGGAGAUGUCCUGUCGCUACCCGAGUCUUCACAGGGCGUGGGCAAUGACGUAGGAAGCAGUGAUGAUGAUGACGACGACGACGAUGGCGGCCUGGUUGAAGGUGGUCGAGUGCAUCAUGGCGAUAGUCCCACGAGCAGUAUCAGUAGUAUGGGCGAUGCAGUCAGGGAGGUUGCUGGUGAUGCAAGGCUAAGAGGAGCGGCUGAAGUGAGCGAGGUUGAGUCCAUUGAAGGUGGUCAGUCUGCGGCCGGUUCUCACAGCGCAUCCCCUGCUCCGGCGGUUGCCAUUGCCACGGCCACCACGACUGGCUCUGCCAGUGCCGGUGCUGUUGGUGACAAACCUGCAGCUGGCAAGCGGUUUGCUACAUCAGAGCAGGGACACGCUUCUUCCGCCACUGGCGGCACCUGUGAACUGGUGGAAACGGAAGAUCCGGCUAAUACGGUCAUGUGCCAACGGCUGCAUUCCAUGAGUUUGCUGCUAAUGCACCACUUGUUGAAGAACAUCGGUCAGCUGGAUUCACUGGGCGGCCUACGUGCUAUACCAUACCUGCAGACUCUACUCAUGUUGUGUACACGCCUCGAUGACGUAGCCAGUCCAGACAAUCAGACUGCACUGCAAGAGCUGCUGGAAACCUGUAUCGGACAACUUGCCAUGUCUGAAGAGGAACAAGAGCGUGUGUCUGAACGUACUCCCCGUCACGAAGUGAAGCUAGUCUUGUUGCGCUUGUUAUCGGUGCUCAUGUCUCGCACAAGGCCGCAAGGAAAGUCUUCGGCCAACAGCGCAAUGAUGGUGUGCAAUGUAACUGCACAGACGCUGGUUCGUCACAACACCUUAGACUUCUGUCUGCUGGUGCUCAAGGGCUUGUUGCAGCACUGGAAUGCACAACCCAGUCAUAAGGAGGGUGAUGUGCGAGCCAGUUCCACUAGCAGUGGUACAUCGCCAAGUGGUGGUAGUGGAGGCGGCAGCAACAGCAGCAGCAGCAGUUCAGGAAGCACCUCGCUUCUCCAGGGCCAUUUGUCCUCCGCUAUUCCGGAUAUGUCUCCGUUCUUCUUAAAGGGCUAUGUCAAGGGACAUGCACGGGAUGUGUUCGAGUCCUUCCCACAGCUUCUGACUGAGAUCGUUUUGCGUUUGGCGUAUCUGAUCAAGAAAAUUUUGGAUCCAGACUGCAAAGACAUGAAGCUGUUUUCUUCCGACUGGGCAACAUGCUUGGCUGAAUAUCUACUGGCUUCCCAGCAAGUCGCAUGUGUUCGUAAGCAAGUUCGCAGUUUGUUGAUGUUGAUCUGUGGCUCGAAGGAGAAGUAUCGCUUGCGACGUGACCUCCACACGGUGCAGUCCCACAUCUCCAAAGUGUUCCAUGUUUGUGGAAUGGACAUGUCGACUCCGGGCAAUGUGAACGACGUGCGGCCAAUUUCUAUGCCGUACAACGAACUGCUCUCACUGAUUGAGCACCUUAGGGCCUGUGGAGAUGUUGCCACUCAGCGCGUGUCAGGCUGGCAAACGUUUUGCCAACAGAAUGAACACAUGCUCUUGCAGCUCGUUCAGCUCAGCCUGAGGCUAGUGGAUGGUGUUGUGCCGCAGAUCCUACUGCUGUUGUCAUGUGCCCUGACUGGCAAGCCAAGCCAUGCUGCCACGCAAGGAGAAAAGUCUUCCAAAUCGUCUAAGUCUGAGACAUCUUCAGGAAAGAUAUGUCCAGCGUUGAUCGACCGGUUCUUUGGCACAACGAAUACAGAGCUGCUGAUUCUCUUUACAAGAGCGUUCCUCUUGGAUACGAACAGCACCCCGGUGCGAUGGCAAGCACAUGCCCUUCUGCUUGCCCUGCAUAAGAAUGGCUCUCCUGAACAGCAGGCUCAACUCUGCAACAUCCUUUGGUCACUCUGGUCAGACUUACCUCGGUAUGGCCGCAAGGGCGCACAGUUUGUCGACUUGCUUGGGUACUUUGUCAGCUGUGGACAACUGUCUCCGGAGAAGGCUCAGCAGUGCUCUGCAAUGGCAGUCGCUUUGCUACGGCAGCAGAACAAGAUCAUGUCGAACCAUCCCAAUGGACAUAUCUACCACAUGCUGUCGGAUAUGGUCGAUUUUGAUGGCUACUAUCUGGAAAGCGAUCCGUGCUUGGUGUGCAACAACCCAGAGACACCUUUCACAGUGGUGAAGCUGUCUUCUAUCCGUGUGGAUUCCAAGUACACUCCAACCGCACAGUUGGUCAAGCUAGCGGGAAGCUACACCAUUGCUCGACUGCAGCUCCGUAUCAAUGACUCAAAGCGUGUCAAGAUGGUGCGCACGGUGAACCUCUAUUACAACAACCGCUCCGUGCAGAGUGUUGUCGAACUCAAGAACAAACACCAACUAUGGCACCAUGUGAAGCAAAUUCACCUUCAAGCCGGCCAGACCGAAGUCAAGAUGGAUUUCCCGCUGCCUGUGGUGGCUUGCAACCUGAUGAUUGAAUUUGCGGACUUCUUCGUAAACUCCCAGGUCAACCCGGAGACAUUGCAGUGUCCUCGCUGCAGUGCACAGGUGCCAACCGCGCCAGGUGUUUGCAGCAACUGCGGAGAGAACGUCUACCAGUGCCACAAGUGCCGCUCUAUCAACUAUGACGAGAAGGAUCCCUUCCUAUGUACCAGCUGUGGCUUCUCUAAAUAUGCCAAGUUUGACUUUGUGCUGCACGCACGCACAUGCUGUGCCGUGGACCCCAUAGAGAAUGAAGACGACCGCAAGCAGGCGGUGACGACAAUCAACAGCUUGCUGGACCGUGCGGAUCGGUCAUACCGACAACUGGUCAGCCACCGCGGCUUGUUGGAAGGACUCCUCGGUGGUGCUCACGUUGACUCAGAUUCAAAGGAGUCGGUUCCUCAAGAGCGGCAGCGAGCAACGCAGAAGCAAGAUCAGCAACCGCCAUCCAUGCGCCAGCAUGCUCAUGGUGUGCACCCCAACAUCAUGGCGGUGUCGCACAAGUACUCGUCCGAAUGCCGAUCAGCGUUUGACGAGCUCAGUAUGCUCAUACAGAAAGUACUGGCGUGCCGCAAGGAGUUGAUUGAGUAUGACAAUGCCCAGCAGCAGCUGGACGGUGUGGACCUGAGUGCGCUUAGCUCGGACCCGGACGCGCAUCAACACCUGCCACGCAGCGUGGCCAGCCUGGUCAGUGCUGGUGGUACCCAUGGUAACUGCUAUGGCUGUGCGUCCGCUGCUGUCGAUCACUGCAUCACCAUGCUGAGAGCUGCGGCACAAAGCACAGAAGUUCGGCCAAUGCUCAUCAGUGAGGGCCUGAUUGGUGAGUUGAUGGAGAGCAACCUGCAUCUGGGAACACAGCAGACACGCCAUCAUGUGAAGCAACUGCUGUGCCUAUUGACAAGGAACAACUGUCGUGCCACCCAUGUCAUGAACAAGGUGCUGUGUGGCCGUGUCAUCGGCGCCAUCAAAUCAUACAAGACAUUGCCCAACUUGGCUGGAGCUGUCCGUAAUGAAAUGGACUUGCUUCGCAUGAGUGUUCACAUGGAGGAUUUGUGUUGGGAGCAACGCUUGAGAUCAGUGUUCAAGCUGUUCUUGGCAUCUAAUUGCCUGCAUAACCCAGUGGUGAUGGACGCCGUCAGUCGACCAUGCAGUACCAUACUGCUUCAUGUUAUCAAACUAACAUCAAAGGACCAGGCACCGAACCAGACUCGUCGGGCACAUGGCAGCUUACUGCAUGCCAACGCCAUGGAAUGGCUGAAGAGGGAUGGUGGUUCGCGCAACUUCACCACCUGGCAGAGAUACUGCAGCACGGCCAAGGCGAAAACUGAGGAGACUGUCACAGCCCGUGAACACUACUUGCUUGUUAAGUACAGUCAGCAAUGGAAGCUCAAAGCUCGAAAGGCAUCGGAGUGGAACGCACAGGUCAGCCGUGACACAUGGUUGAUGCGGACACUAUUCUGCUCAUCCAGUCGGCAUGCACGUGUCACUGCACAAAACAUGAUUGAGGCUCUCUGUACCGAUGAUGAUCGUCGACAGCACAUGCUAGAUCUGAUGAUGACGUCGCUGAGUGAGCUAUCACAAGCCGCGCAGAAUGGCCGUGAGUUCAUGACGCUGUUCCAUGAGCUGCUCCGACCCCUCGAGUGGAAGUUGUACUUGACUGUCCGCGGCAUCUUGCCCCGCUUGGCCGAUCUCAUUAGCAUGGAGAUUGCCAAAUUGCAACAGCUGGAGGAGACUAAUCUUGGCUCUGAUUUGUCACAAGGAACUGCUCUCAAAAUGCUCACAGAGAUGCUGGCAGAGUUCCUGAAGUAUGAGCCCAUCAAGCAACGCUUCAAGUCUCGUCUGGUUGGUGCGGUACUAGACGGAUAUCUCAAUCUUAGACGUUUGAUUAUUCAGCGCACUAAGAUGGUGGAUGAGACGCAGGAGAUGCUUCUCAAGCUGUUGGAAGACAUGACGUCCGGAACUGAAGAGGAGACAAAGUCAUUCAUGGCCAUCUGUGUCAAGACGCUUAGCAAAUAUCCGAUGAAUGACCUUCGAACGCCAGUGAUCAUCUUUGAGCGACUCUGCAGCAUCGUCUAUCCAGAGGAGAACGAGAACACAAAUUUCCACCUCAUGCUCGAGAAAGACCCACAGCAGGAGGAAUUCCUGCAAGGCCGUAUGCAAGGCAACCCGUACAGCUCAAGUGACCCAGGUUUAGGGCCGCUAAUGCGUGAUGUGAAGAACAAGAUCUGUCGAGAUUGCGAGCUUGUUGCACUUCUGGACGAUGAUGCCAGCAUGGAGCUUCUUGUACGUAACAAGAUCAUCAGUUUGGACUUGCCCGUGAAGGAAGUCUACAAGAAGGUCUGGUGUGACGGUGCAGAUGGUGCUGCUAGUGAGAAGGUGAUGCGUGUAGUGUAUCGAAUGACUGGCCUACUGGGAGAUGCGACCGAGGAGAUUGUCAAGACCCUCGGCUCUGGUGCCGGUGACGGCAGUGACGAUGAGGAGCUCUUCCGGAUGGCGUCCGUCCUUUGCGAAUGCGCUGGUUUGGAGGCCAUGCUUGCCAGACUUGAACAUCUGCCAAACUUGGUGCGUGGCCAGCAGAUGUUGCAUGCUCUGCUCAAGCUGUUUGGCUAUGCCCUGAAGCUGAAGGCAAAUUGUCAGCAUCUGAUCGACCCAUCACGACGUGCUGUGCCUAUACUGCUUGCAACCCUCAACCAGGCACUCAGCUUGAAGCAGGAGUUUUGUAGCAAGGUGGCAGAGCAGGUCUUGUCCAUUUUGGAGACUAUCCUCCAGGAAGCUAGCCGAUCAAAAUCAGAUAUGGCUGCGCUGACUGCGGAAACGUCGGAGGUCGGAGUGCUCCUUGGUUUCAUCGAGAGCUCCUUUGUUCGUACGCACACACCAGUCCUGCAUGGUAUGAUGAAGGUCAUCCCGUACCUGACAUUUGGCCAUGCUGAGAGCAUGUGUGAGCUGAUUGACCACUUUGUACCGCAUCUCAACUUUGACGUGUUUGACGAGCACCAAUCUGCAGAGGAUGUCCUGUACAUGGACUGUUUCUGUGGUAUUGUUCAGGGAAUUCAGCCCAAUGAACAAGGUGAUCGUCUUAAGUCUCUGGUGCUGGAGCGUAGCAUUGUGCAGCACUCGAUUGAGCACAUUCAACAGCAUGUGCCGCAUUACGCCGCAAGUGCCGGUGGAACAGCGGACAAGGAGUGGAAAACGUUCCUGUCCAAAGCCUCCGUGCCGUACAUCAUGCGACUACUGACCGGCUUGUGCAAGGGACAUAAUCCAUCUCAGGAAUUAGUGUCUGCCAUCAUCCCGGCACUCCAUCACAUUGAACAGACGUCGUCGGAAGGCCACGUUGGCUCACUGGCGGAGAACGUCCUUGAAGUCCUGUGUGAGGAUGCUGCACUCAAGGCGAAGGUCAAGGAGUGCCGCGAUCACACUCGCUCCGAGAAGAAACGUCGCGCCAUGGCUAUGCGUCAGAAGCAGCUGAAGGAGCUCGGCAUGAACGUGAAUCAACAUGGACAAGUUGUGGCCUCCGUGUCCGCUGUGGAGGUGGAGAUGGCUGCGCUGGUUGAAGAGUCCGGUCUCAAGUGUGUCAUCUGCCAUGAAGGCUACAAGAACCAGCCAAAGAAGAUUCUCGGUAUCUACACCUUCUCCAAACGAUGCCAGCUCGACGACAGCGAAGGGCGGUCUAGGAAGAACAUGGGAUACUAUACUGUGUCUCACUUCAACGUGGUUCACUAUGAAUGCCACAUGUCUGCUGUUAGACUUGCUCGUAUUCGUGAUGAGUGGGAAAGUGCAGCUCUGCAGAACUCCAACACAAAAUGCAAUGGUCUCAUGCCUAUCUGGGGGCCUUCUGUGUCCGAAGCAUCGUUUGGAAACUGCUUAGCAAGACACAACAACAACAUUCAGGAGUUUACUGGUGUUCGGGAGCCUUCCUUCUCGUUUGUUGUGCACGACAUUCGAAUGCUGUUGCUGCGCUUUGUAACUGAGCGCUCGUUCAGCGACGAGAGUGGUGGAGGUGGUCGUCAGAGUAACAUACAGUUCAUGCCCUACAUCAUUCAGAUUGCACUCUAUAUCAUUACAACAACGAGACGGCAAGCGCACGAAGUCAGCCAACUGGCCUCCUUUCUGACCGCUGACAAGAGCAAAUGGGUGUCACUGUGUCACAGUGUUGAGAGCCCAGCAUACUACUUAGUACUGGCUCUCGUACUGCAGACGCCCAAGGCCUGGAAGGCCUGCCGACUGGACAUACUGCGUAGGCAAAUCCUGUAUGCGCAUGCCCGCAAGGACUCUACUUCACCUAUCCAAUGCUUGGCGUCAUCUCAGCCACACGACUUUCAGGUCUACAAGCCCAUGCUGUGUCUAUUCGCCAUGGUAGACCGAUGCCAGGAUCUCUUGAAGGCAAAUGUUGAUGUCGGCGAGGAUGAAGAUUUCCCGCAGGCGUGGCUCCUCUGGAUGAGGCACAACGACAUGGCUGUCUUGGAUUCAUGCGACAAGGUUCUUCGAUACCUGUCGGAAAAUUUGAAGAAGUGUGAAUCGCUGGCAGAGUUCUGUAAAGAAGCUGGUUUGCUUCAGGACGUUGACAACCCCGACGAGUUCUUGAGCAGUCUGUUGAAGUCCUGCGCUGCUCAACAGUAGUAGCAAUCAGCAGUGCCCACCUGGUCACGCACUGCUAACACACAUAUUGUCUGUAGCCCUUUUCCCGUAUGUCCAAAGAUAUCCUGCAUUUAUCUACAGUAUUGUACCAAAUGUUAGUAUUCAUCUUGUUCAAGGGCUUGCAGUCAACCUCUAGCUCUGCAUACACCUUUGAAACCGCUUAUAAUAGCAUAAAAUUAAAUUUUGAUUCUUUCCGAAACGAAACAUGAAAUCAUCCACGCUUUCCUUUUUGAGCACAUUAAUUUUUAUGAAACGCUGCUCUGCCACAUACAUGUGUGUUCCUCGCAAGAAAAUAGUUUAGUCUCCAGCUGGUCCAGCACACAUUCCUAGGUCCCAUAAAUGAUUCACUCAUGAUUAUUCUUAUUACUUUAGCUCUCAGCACUCGUAUGUGUGCAUGUGUGUGUGUGUGUAUGUGGUUGUGCAUGUGUGUGUAUCCGUGUUUGGCUGUAGUCGUGUACAUGCGUGUAGUAGGGUACGGUAACUAACAUGUACUUACUGGUGCGUUUGCCUCUUGCUUAGGAUUUUUUUGCAUCGCCCCAUUUCUCAGAUUCUGUGUCUCCACCAUGUGUUUGUUUUUGAAUUCCUCUCGCUUAUACUUUCCCCGCUGUGUCCACCUGCUGUUGCUGCUGCUGCUGCUCUUUCCGCUGGUGCCGGUGCACUGCUGUACGUUGCAGAUAGCAGCCCUGUUCACCAUUGUCCUGCAUACACAGUUACGCAUGUGCGUGUUCUCUCUGUUUCA